AUGGUGUCGGGAAUCGAGAUCGCCGGCCUUAUUAGUGCCAUUAUAACUAUUGUCGACACGGCGGUUGAUUUUUACGACGCAAUCAAAGACCUCAAUGGCUUGCCAGAAGCUUUCAAGCAGGUUCACGCUCGACUACCACUGGUCAGAGAGAUCUUGCUAGACGCAAAAAGUCUUGCGAAGAGCGCGGACGAGAACGAGGCCAGUGCGUUGAAAUCGGUUUUGGAAAACUGCCAAGAGAAAGCUGAAGAGCUCAAGAAGAUAUUCUUGCAUAUAUUGCAAGACAAGUCGGAAGAUGGAGCGUUUGUGGUUUCUGCCUACCGGGCGUUCGUCAAGCGUAACAAAAAGUCUCGGGUCGAGACUCUGAUGCAGAGUAUACUGGAAGACUUCCAGAUUCUCUCCACAUACGCAGUCUUUGAGGCUGCAAAGAAGAAAGAGGAUGACAUUGAGAAAGCCCGACAGGAGAUGACCAAAGUGCCCCCGUCACUUGAUGAUUCCGAUUUUGAAGACAAGUCUGGAUCAACGUGGAACCAGAACGCUGGCAGAGAUAUGAUCAGGCAGACUGUAUCAUGGGGGCUCAAGCUCUUAUGA
Molecule: messenger RNA, 588 nt
Organism: Colletotrichum higginsianum IMI 349063
Lineage: Eukaryota; Fungi; Ascomycota; Sordariomycetes; Glomerellales; Glomerellaceae
Product: Phosphorylase superfamily protein
Exons: 2
Coding region: 1-588 (195 amino acids)
Source: RefSeq, a predicted model, not a curated record